Pogoniulus pusillus (Red-fronted tinkerbird) is the source of this 1982-nucleotide messenger RNA. Its product is annotated as BPI fold-containing family B member 4-like. The transcript is spliced from 19 exons. The record is from RefSeq and is a predicted model, not a curated record. Lineage: Eukaryota; Metazoa; Chordata; Aves; Piciformes; Lybiidae. Gene Ontology annotation, molecular function: lipid binding. Bases 1 to 1650 code for a protein of 549 amino acids.
AUGCCUGCAGCGCUGAGAAGGAGUCAAGGUGAAGGGGCAGGCAGACAGAGUGGUGCAGGGCUGGGAGCUCAUUUUGUUUGCCAGGCAAGAGGCAUCUCAUCAGGCUCCUGCUUUUCUCCUGAGCUGGCUUGUGGAUGGGAGCACCCUUGGGCGUGCCCAGCUGCAGGGUGCAAGGAGGCAAAGGAGGGCAACAGGGAGAGGAGACAACUUCCAGAGAGCCUGAGUGGACUGAGAGCCUUUCCCAGAGACCUGCAGGGCAGUCUGCUGGAGGUGACCAUGCUGAAGCUCUUUGGAUUGCUCUUCUUCUGUGGCCUCCUCUCACCCUCCCAGGAGGUCCUGUCCGGCCUGUCCUGCGCUGUCAGCCCUGGGGCCAUGCAGAAUGUCCUCUCAGAAGCCAUCCUGCAGAAUGGGCUCCUCCAGCAGCACCUGCAGGGCCUCGUGCUCCCCAACAUCGUGAGUGAAGGGGGUCUGCUGAACUCCCCCACCAGCAUCACCGGCCUGCACCUGGUGAAGGUCCGGCGGCCCAAGCUGUCCGUGGUGCUGCUGUCGGGCGUCGGGGUCCAGCUGAGCAUCGCUGCCAAGCUGGAGCUCAGCGGGGACUGCCUGGUUGGCCUCCUCUCCGAGCUCAUUGACAUCCUGGUGGAUGUGAGGAUCACUGCCAACAUCAAGUGCACCAACUACGAGGCGGGCACGGUCCAGGUGGUCUUUGAGGACUGCCUCUGCAUCCUGGGGGCUGUGAAGAUCAAGCUCCUGUCUGGCUUGCUGACCCUGUCAGUCAACGAGAUCGUGCUGCGCCAGCUGACAGCAGCUCUGCCCGCGCUGCUGUGCCCGGUUCUGGAGAUCGUGGUGAACCUGGUGAACAUCCAGCUCCUGGGCACCCUCAACGCGGUGAUCCCGGUGGGGACGGCAGGAACCAUCCACUACCAGCUGGCCAGCCUGCCCUUCACCUCUGGCUUGUUCCUGGGCAUGGACCUAGACGGGGCGGUGAAGCAUGUGGGAGGCACAAUCAUCCCCCACGACUCUUCCCCCUCGGCUCUGCCUCCGCUGCUGGACAAGCUCCUGGUGCUGGCGCUGCGGCAGAGCUUCCUCAACGCAGUCCUGUCCCUCCUGAUCCAGACACCCCCCCAGACCUUCACCUGCACCCCAGAAGUGUUCUCCAGUGCCACCCCCCUGCGGGAAGCCAUCAUGAGCCUCGUUCCUGCUGGGUGCCCUGCCUGCCGUGGCACCAGCCCUCUGAGCAUCAAGCUGGCGCUGGGUGGGAGCCCUCUGCUCUUCCUGGAGGACAACAAAGCCAGCGUGGAGCUGUCGGUGCUGAUCCAGGUGUUCGCCAAGCGCUCCGACGGAGCCAUCCUCACCCUCCUGCUGCUGAAGGCUGAUCUGGCUCUCAACGUCCAUUUGUCCAUCGUCGGGGGCAGGCUGGUGCUGGGCUUGUCCCUGGGCAGCACUGUCCUCUCCUUGGAGUCUUCUGACGUUGGCAUCAGUAAUAUCUCGAACCUGAAGCCACACUGCAGCAGUUUGCUGGCAGAGACCUUCCUGCCCCUCAUCAACGGUGCCCUGCGUGUCGGGAUUCCGCUGCCAAACGUGCUGGGCAUCCCCUUCAUCAAGGUGGAAAUUCAGAUACAAGUGGGCCUGCUGCUGAUUUUCGUGUGAGCCGAGGAGGAGGAGGCAGCAGGAGGAGGACAGAGCAGCAGGAUGGAGCAUGCACAGCAGCCUGACCUCCUCUUUUCUAACCCUGCUGCCACUUGAAAGCCAAGUGGCUCCUGUGGGUGCUGGCAGGACAGGACCCAGCAGGCAGCUCUGGGUGCCAGUGCUCUUUGGGGGGCAGAAAUCCAUGGCUUGGGGCACAGAGCAGCUGGGGGUGGCCCUGCCAGACCUGCUCUGGGGGAAUCAUUGCUGAUGGAAUGAGAAUCUUGCCCAUGGCUCUCCUGUGUCCCCAGCCAGGCUGGGCAGGGUGGGAGGUGCUGGGAGCUCAGGAUCCCUUU